AUGGAGCUACAACCGCAACAACUAUACACACAAAUAUUUAGAUGCGGAAAUAUCAACUUUUCAAAACGUACAAGGUGUAAUCGCUGUGGAACUCCCAAAUCAACAGCCGAGCAUAGAGUUUCUAGUGGAUCACAAAAGCAAGGCGAUUGGUCUUGUGAUCAAUGCGGUAAUAUAAACUGGGCAAGAAGAAGUAAUUGCAAUAUUUGUGGCGUCCCAAAGCAGCCUUUGAACGUUGAACCCAGGGUUGGUAGAGGAGGGGGUCACUACGAUUUGCAGGAUCCAACAGAUAGAAAUACGUACGAUUCUGAUCAGGAAAAAUACGACGAAUUUGGUCGUAAGAAGAAGGGGAGAGUGUAA
This is a messenger RNA of Theileria equi strain WA, 357 nucleotides long. Its product is annotated as zinc finger domain containing protein. The coding region runs from base 1 to 357 and encodes 118 amino acids. Lineage: Eukaryota; Apicomplexa; Aconoidasida; Piroplasmida; Theileriidae. The transcript is spliced from 2 exons. The record is from RefSeq and is a predicted model, not a curated record.